AUGGAUUCACCUGCAAAGCGUCUUCAUCUCAUAAAUACCCAUUUAACAGGUAAGCCUACUUUGACGAUUACAGAUAAUCGUACAGGUAAAACUCUGGAAAUCCCAGUAAAAUACAACUAUAUUGAUGCCAAAGAUAUAUCCAAAUUAAAAAACGAGCAAGGCGAGAACCUAAUGGUCUAUGACCCUGGCUAUAUGAACACUAUUAACUGUACUUCAAAAAUAAGCUACAUAGAUGGCGACAAAGGUAUUUUAGAAUAUCGCGGAUACCCUAUAGAAGAAUUAGCUGAAAAAUCCACGUUCUUAGAAGUCGCUUUUCUUUUAAUUUAUGGAGAACUUCCUACCCCAUCUCAAAAAACCCUUUGGGAACAAAGAAUUUUACGCCACACCUAUCUGCAUACAGAUAUCGGCAAAAUGAUGCAAAGUUUUCACUAUGACGCCCACCCUAUGGGAAUUGUCGUAAGCACAGUAAGUGCUAUGAGUACUUUUCAGCCUGAGCAAAACCCUACCCUUCUUGUCGGAAUUGAUCCUUAUUCAGACCCUUUGGUACUCAAUAAACAAAUUCACAGAAUUUUAGGCAGAAUGCCAACAGUUGCAGCUUAUGCUUAUAGACACCGUAUAGGAAGGCCAUAUAAUGAGCCAGCACAAGGUCUUGGGUACAUUGAAAACUUUUUCUAUAUGUUAGACCGUCUUAACGAAACUAAUUAUGCCCCUCACCCUAAGCUGGUAAGAGCUUUAGACAUUUUAUUCAUUUUGCAUGCAGAGCAUGAGCUAAACUGCUCCACAGCGGCCAUGAGACAUCUAGCAAGCAGUGAAGUUGAUGUCUAUACUUGUGUGGCAGGUGCUGCAGCUGCAUUAUAUGGCAGAAAACAUGGAGGUGCCAAUGAAGCUGUCCUAAGAAUGCUAGAAGAAAUUGGCUCAGUUGAAAAUAUCCCAGCGUUUUUAGAAAAAGUGAAAAGUGGGAAAGGAAGACUUAUGGGAUUUGGGCAUAGAGUUUAUAAGAAUUAUGACCCGAGGGCCAAGAUUGUAAAAAGACUUGCAGAUAACGUGUUCUCUAUAUGUGGAAAAGAACCGUUAAUUGAUAUAGCAGUAGAGCUGGAAAGGAUUGCGCUGACUGAUAAAUAUUUUAUUGAUAGAAAACUGUACCCGAAUGUCGAUUUUUAUACAGGAGUUAUUUAUAAGUCAAUGGGAUUCCCUACUGAUAUGUUCCCUGUGCUGUUUACAAUACCGAGGGUUGCGGGUUGGCUUGCGCAUUGGAAAGAGUUCCAUUCGGAUCCAGAAAAUAAAAUUGUGAGGCCAAGGCAAAAUUAUAUUGGGUAUACAACGCGGCAUUAUACACCGAUUUCUGAAAGAAAAGAGUCGAAAUUCCAUCUUUAUUCACUAUCGUCAAACCAUCAAAGAAGAAGAGAAGUUUAA
Blepharisma stoltei is the source of this 1413-nucleotide messenger RNA. The record is from the annotation of a GenBank genome assembly. Lineage: Eukaryota; Ciliophora; Heterotrichea; Heterotrichida; Blepharismidae.